AGUACACGCCCACGUCAAAUAAACCCGUCGACUGUAAUCCUCACUGUACACAGCGGGAUCCUCUGCGGGUAUUUUCUGCUUCUCUAUACGCUGGUACGAUAUAAAGCGAUACAAAUGGACAACUCCGGCAAAGAGAAGGAGGCGAUUCAGCUAAUGGCCGAUGCUGACAAAAAAGUCAAGUCCUCUGGCUCCUUUUUGGGAGGGAUGUUUGGAGGAGGACCUCACAAAGUGGAGGAAGCAUGUGAGAUGUACUGCAGAGCAGCCAACAUGUUCAAGAUGGCCAAGAACUGGAGCGCUGCUGGAGGAGCUUUUUGCAAGGCGGCACGUAUCCAUAUGCAGCUGCAGAACAAACACGAUUCAGCCACCAGUUUCAUCGAUGCUGGAAACGCUUACAAGAAGUCCAACCCUAAUGAGGCUAUCAAGUGUUUUAAUGCUGCCGUCGAUAUAUACACAGACAUGGGAAGAUUCACCAUCGCAGCCAAACACCACAUCAGUAUCGCAGAAAUCUACGAGUCUGAAUUAGUGGAUAUUGAAAAGGCGAUUGCACAUUAUGAACAAGCUGCAGACUACUACAAAGGAGAAGAAUCCAACAGUUCUGCCAACAAGUGUCUGCUGAAGGUGGGGGCUUACUGUGCUCAGUUGGAACAGUACCAGAAGGCUAUUGAGAUCUAUGAACAGGUCGGAGCUAACACAAUGGACAACCCAUUGCUGAAAUACAGCGCCAAAGAAUAUUUCUUCAAAGCCUCCCUCUGUCAUUUCAUCGUCGACGAACUCAACGCUAAGAUUGCUGUUGAAAAGUACGAGGAGAUGUUCCCGGCUUUCUCAGACUCUCGAGAAUGCAAACUGUUGAAGAAACUUCUUGACGCUCAUGAGGAACAGAACAGCGAGGGUUUCACAGAGGCGGUAAAAGAAUUUGACUCGAUCUCACGUCUGGACCAGUGGCACACAACUCUCCUGCUGCGUAUCAAAAAGACCAUCGCGGGUGAUGAAGGGGAUCUGAAAUGAAAGAAACCGGGGGGUAAAAUCGCAGCACGGAGGGACAAAUCCAUCACGCAUGCUUUCACACUCACACACAACAACACACGCGCACACAAAAACACACACACACACACACACUCUUUCACUCACUGCACUGUGUAUAGCGCCCGGAGAGCGUCCCGGCUGGUUAUUUCUUGAUUUUUCACUGCUCACUGCUUCACUGUCAAGAGUACUAUCUUUGCUUCCUUACAUGCAGAUCUGAGUCUAGUCAGAAUGUAAAUCCUCUCGCCCUCACCUCUUGUCUAGAGGAUUGCUGCAUACCUCCUCUGCUGACUCGUCCCGUCAGAGCUCAGAGUGGUAUCUCGUAUUGACACUGAUGUUAGUAUUAACGACAAGCACUGCAUGUUUUGUAUCAUUAUUGUUUCUUAGGCAAACGCAGCUUGCUUUGUUUUUUAAACCUAGUUUAUGAAUAUUUAAACACAUUAAGAUGUUUCAGUUUGUUGUACAUAAGAUUACCAGUAUCAGUGGAUUUUAUUUUUUUGUGUCAGAUUAGAAGAAAGGGAAUCAUAAGUAUAUCAGGAUUGUACUUCAAACUUAGGUCAUCAGAGCUACAAAAGUGAUUCUGUUAUCAAGCCAUGAGGAGAGACUCUUCUAGAAGAAGGGCGAUGAUAUGCACCAAGUGUAGACUGUUAAACAUUUGUAUCCAAUCACAGCCAUUCCAUUUCCAUCACUUCUUUGAUGAUUCAUUUAUCAUUAUGAAUUAUGUGCGUUAUUUUACGUUGAAUGUUUGACUCUGUAAGCUGUGAUUUAUAGUUUGCCUGUGAAAAAUGUAUUUUGGAAUCGAAAGCACUGAUGUGGAAACCCUUCCUCCUUCUAUCCAGGGAAUUUAAUCUGUGGGGGGUUUAAUGUGCAUCAUUAGUCACUCAUCUCUUGCCGUGUUGUGUCGUGAACUAAUGAUGGAGGUUUUACCGCAGUGCACCCUCCAUGUGGGACAGUCGCUAAGCAUGUCAUUGUGUAUAGUUUAGUGUUGUGGUACAUUCACUAGUGUAAGCCAGACCAAAGUUUUUACUAAAGGGUCAGUCGCCCUGCGUAUCCAGCUUCUUCCAGGUGGAAUGACUAUGGACCUUGGAUAUGAUGUGUAUGCUUGUGCAAAGGGACGAUAAUAAAGAUAUUAUAUCCCA
Molecule: messenger RNA, 2159 nt
Organism: Labrus mixtus (cuckoo wrasse)
Lineage: Eukaryota; Metazoa; Chordata; Actinopteri; Labriformes; Labridae
Gene: napbb
Product: N-ethylmaleimide-sensitive factor attachment protein, beta b
Exons: 11
Coding region: 115-1005 (296 amino acids)
Biological process (GO): intracellular protein transport; SNARE complex disassembly; regulation of synaptic vesicle priming
Cellular component (GO): synaptobrevin 2-SNAP-25-syntaxin-1a complex; terminal bouton; vacuolar membrane
Molecular function (GO): soluble NSF attachment protein activity; syntaxin binding
Source: RefSeq, a predicted model, not a curated record